AUGGAUGUCAUCGUGCCCACCAGCUCCGGCUGGAAGUACAAGGUCAAGAAGGGAGAUGUGCUCCUGUGCAAACAGGCCCUCGAGCAGAUGGACCCGUCCGUCUUCGGCCCUGAUGCCCGGGAGUUCAAACCCGAGCGCUUCGUGGGAAACCCGGAGCCAAGAAAAAGAAUGGUCUUCGCCUACGGGUACGCCGACGACGACAAGGUAGCCGGCGUGUGGGGAUGGGCGGCCCACGCCGUCGGGCUGCUCGACGGUAUUCUCAAGAUCGUUUACGGAAGGUGGGUGGAGGAGGCCGAGUGGGAGCUGACCAGUGUCCCGGUGAUCUUUCCUGACGAGUUCGUCGCAACAGUCGGUCCGGCGGACCUAUCCUUCGCGAAAGUCACGUCCCGCAAGAAGUAA
Molecule: messenger RNA, 399 nt
Organism: Ectocarpus sp. CCAP 1310/34
Lineage: Eukaryota; Phaeophyceae; Ectocarpales; Ectocarpaceae
Source: the annotation of a GenBank genome assembly